Messenger RNA from Zingiber officinale, 914 nucleotides. Its product is annotated as photosystem II reaction center PSB28 protein, chloroplastic-like. The coding region runs from base 72 to 638 and encodes 188 amino acids. The transcript has 2 exons. Lineage: Eukaryota; Viridiplantae; Streptophyta; Magnoliopsida; Zingiberales; Zingiberaceae. Gene Ontology annotation, cellular component: chloroplast thylakoid membrane; photosystem II oxygen evolving complex; photosystem II. The record is from RefSeq and is a predicted model, not a curated record. Gene Ontology annotation, biological process: photosynthesis.
CACACGCCACUGCUCGUCUUCUCCAAUCUCUCCAUUUCCUCAUCCUUUCUCCACUCCUCCUAUUCUCUAACAUGGUGUCUGCCAUGCAUUCUGCACUUGUUUCUUCUCCAAACUUCACCAAAUGUCCCAAGAACCAACUAUCCCACCAAGCUUCCCCUGCUGUCGCUGGACCAAAGCUUCAAACUGCUAUCUCUGGUGCAUCUUUGCGGUUUCCACCUCCACCGCCCACAGCUCGACGGGCGAGAUGGAAUCGCCACAAUUCUCACUUUUCCAGGAUGUCAGUGCUGAUGAUGGUGAAGCCGGCAAUCCAAUUCAUACAGGGAACGGAUGAGCAAACAAUACCAGAUGUGAGGCUCACCCAAUCAAGGGACGGUACGAAUGGGGUUGCCAUCUUUUCCUUCGAGCAGCCCUCUGUUUUCGACUCCUCCAGCGAGCUGGGAGACAUCACCGGCUUCUAUAUGAUCGAUGAGGAAGGCGUGCUGCAGUCUGUGGACGUGAGUGCCAAGUUUGUGAAUGGGAAGCCUGCGAGAAUCGAAGCCAAAUACGUGAUGAGGACUCCGAGGGAUUGGGACAGGUUCAUGAGGUUCAUGGAGAGGUACUCUCAGGCAAAUGGCUUGCAGUUUGUCAAAAACAAGUAAUUGUAACCCCAAUGUCGAUUGCCUUCUCCUCGGAGGCAUUGCAAUAUGUCGUUUGUGUUCUCCGUUGCAGAUUUUUCAUAGAGCAUUUGGAUGAUCCAACAAAUUAAAUUGUCUUUCCACAAACCAAAUAGCUUGUUGACUUAAAUCUAAUCGAUUCAUAGACCAUAGUCUUGGUCAAAGAAUAUCCAAAGAGUGAAAUAGUAGGGCCAGAACUCGCUAACGUAAUUCUAUUUGUAAAGAUAUUUCUGAUUGAAAUGGGUACUAUGAUUGACUGAA